Messenger RNA from Sinocyclocheilus grahami, 2088 nucleotides. It is a transcript of the gene plpp3, whose product is annotated as phospholipid phosphatase 3. Gene Ontology annotation, molecular function: phosphatidate phosphatase activity. Gene Ontology annotation, cellular component: plasma membrane. Bases 491 to 1426 code for a protein of 311 amino acids. Gene Ontology annotation, biological process: cell-cell adhesion; phospholipid metabolic process; signal transduction. NCBI's taxonomy places the organism in Eukaryota, Metazoa, Chordata, Actinopteri, Cypriniformes, Cyprinidae. The transcript has 6 exons. The record is from RefSeq and is a predicted model, not a curated record.
GCUGGGGGCAGUGCAGCUCGCUGUGUGUGAGCGCGCGUGUCUGGAGGGCUGAGGACUUGGUUCAUUCAGCGCGGCUCGGGACAGGAGAAGGGGGCGGGGCUGAGCCGAGCGCUUACCGAAGGGAGGGAGGUGGAGACCAGAGGAGGAUUCAUAAACAGGAGCUGAUCUCCUAGUUUUAAAACGCCGCUCUCAGUUCAAACCUUCAAGUAGCGUAGAACUAGCUCACAGCUCACUAACCGACCCAACACGACUCUUCAUUCAGAGAGCAGCGCUGCUCCGUAACAUUGCGGCUGAACGAAGUUGAAUGGGCUUGAUUGCACGGACAACUCAUAGUUUUCAUUAACUUUUCAGGACGUCUUCCCACUUUAGCCGGGACUUUAACUCCCUCAAACUUUAUACGACACGUCCUUGCUGACAAGACCACUGAAACGAACCGCUGCAGUCAAUCUCUGGGAUUUUAGGAGAGAGACAUCAGGAGGAACUCUCUCAAAUGCAAAACUAUAUGUAUGAGAAGGCGAUGGCACCCGAAACAAGAAACGGAGGAACAUCCACGUUAAAUAACAACGGCGUAGAUAACAGCAAGAGGAAACUUUUAAUAGCACUAGACAUCUUCUGCCUUGUUCUGGUUAUGCUGCCCUCGAUGGUGUUGCAUAAAUCGACAGUGCAGCCGUACCAGCGUGGGUUCUACUGCGCGGACGACAGUAUCCGCUACACCUAUAAAAGCAGCACUGUGCCUUCUUCUGUGCUCACAGCCGUGGGCCUCCUCCUGCCCAUUGCCAGUAUUGUGAUUGGCGAAUGCUACAGGAUCCAUUACCUGAACCAGGGCUCCAAAUCGUUUGUGGGAAAUCCAUAUGUCUCCGCCCUUUACAGACAAGUGGGUGUGUUCAUCUUUGGCUGCGCCGUCAGCCAAUCAUUCACAGACAUCGCCAAGGUCUCGGUUGGACGGAUGAGGCCGCACUUCCUAGACGUUUGUAAGCCUGACUACACUACCAUCAACUGCUCUCUGGGAUAUAUUACUCAAUACACAUGUCUUGAAGAUUCCAGCAAAGUACAAGAAGCCAGAAAAUCCUUCUUUUCUGGACAUGCUUCAUUUUCGAUGUACACCAUGCUGUAUCUGGCAUUCUACCUGCAGUCUCGGUUCACGUGGCGAGGAGCCCGUCUGCUGAGGCCACUCGUGCAGUUCACCUUGCUAAUGAUGGCCUUCUACACUGGGUUAUCACGUGUUUCUGAUCACAAGCACCACCCCACUGAUGUUUUAGCUGGCUUUGCCCAAGGAGCCCUGGUGGCCUACUGCAUAGCCUUUUAUGUAUCGGACCUCUUCAAACCCAAAGCCAAGGCUGCCACUCCACCUCCCUCGCCAAUCAAGAAAGAGCUCCUCCCCUCUUCUGACAUCAUAGACAGGAACAACCAUCACAACAUGGUGUAAGAGGGGGGGAACGGGAGGAUCCGUUUGCAGUCUCCCCAUCCCUCACCACCCCCCCGAAUCCCCUGAAGAAACCAGAACAGCCACCUGUGACAGAGGAGCUCCGGCUUAGCUGAAGCCUCCUCUCUCUCAUCUGACAGUAGAAUGUAGGGACAUGACAGAGACAAUCCUAUUGACCUCACUAUCCUAGAGCCCGAUUCGAAAGGCCAAACAAGACACAAAGCUAACAAAAAAGCGAUUUCUCCCUCAAAAUAUUGCGGAGAAUGAAUUGAGCUCCUUUGACGAAAGUAAUACACAGAUGCAAACGAAAGGAAGAAGAGAGUGAAUGUGAGGCUGGUCACGUGACCAGCGCUUCUCUCUUGUAUCUGUGGCCUUUCAACAACAGUAUAGGACAACAAAUUCCUUAUUAAUAGGAAUGAUUCGUUUUACCUGCGAUGUAAUUAGCACAGAUAUAUAAACAGUAUAAAGAAGAAUAACUUAUAGCACUAUAUCCAAGUUCAUUAAACGUCACCACUCGCUAUCUGAGAAGAGUAGCUUUGAGAAGCUUGAUGACGGUCUGUACACAAGAUCAUAUUUAGCCAUCAAAGCUGAUCUUAGCUACCCGAACAGUGGCCUAACUAUUGGAGAAUGCAUUUUAAAGGGUUUUAAAUGGCGGGUGGGUGGGU